Molecule: messenger RNA, 786 nt
Organism: Gossypium raimondii (Peruvian cotton)
Lineage: Eukaryota; Viridiplantae; Streptophyta; Magnoliopsida; Malvales; Malvaceae
Product: squamosa promoter-binding-like protein 3
Exons: 2
Coding region: 2-589 (195 amino acids)
Cellular component (GO): nucleus
Molecular function (GO): DNA binding
Source: RefSeq, a predicted model, not a curated record
UAUGGUCCUCAUACAUGAUUCUCCUCUUCUUCUUCUUCUUUUUCUCCCUUUUUUUAACCUUAUUAUCUCUCAAAGAGACUAUUUUUUUAUUCUUCCUCAUAGAAAACCUCUUCAUCUCAUUCAUCUCCUCUUUUCUUUUGUGAUUUUUAAGCAAAACCCAGAAAUGGCAACAAGCAAAGCUGAAGGGAAAAGGAGACUGAAGGAAAUGGCGGAGGAGGAAGAAGAAGAAGAAGAGGACGAGGAUAAUAGUACUACUGGUGACGAUGACAAGAAGAAAAAAGGCAAAAGAGGGUCCAGUACGGUGGUCGGAGGCUCCUGUCCUCCCGCCUGUCAGGUCGAGAACUGCACUGCCGACAUGACCGAUGCCAAACGGUACCAUCGGCGACAUAAGGUGUGUGAGUUCCAUGCCAAGGCUCCUGUGGUUCGAGUUGCUGGGAUCCAUCAACGCUUUUGUCAACAAUGUAGCAGGUUCCAUGAGUUAUCAGAGUUUGACGAAACAAAAAGGAGCUGUCGACGGCGUUUGGCCGGACACAACGAGCGCCGUCGGAAAAGUUCAUCGGAAUAUCAUGGAGAAGGCUCAAAUUAUUAAAACUAGCUAAGAAGGCAAGCAUAUAUAUAUAUAUAUAUGCAAAAAAGAGUCAAUUCAGUCUUGAAUUUAAUAUGAUCCUAUGUAUGGGAAUGGACUUUCCCAAAUGAUCAUGUAACUAUAUGGAAUUUACUAAUUAACCAUGCUCUCUCUCUUCUGUCAAUCUUAAUUUUACCCCUAUAAUAGUGUCACCUUUUUCA